This is a messenger RNA of Drechmeria coniospora, 996 nucleotides long. RefSeq names its product Peptidase C65, otubain. Gene Ontology annotation, molecular function: cysteine-type deubiquitinase activity; ubiquitin binding. Lineage: Eukaryota; Fungi; Ascomycota; Sordariomycetes; Hypocreales; Ophiocordycipitaceae. The transcript has a single exon. Gene Ontology annotation, biological process: protein K48-linked deubiquitination. The record is from RefSeq and is a predicted model, not a curated record. The coding region runs from base 1 to 996 and encodes 331 amino acids. Gene Ontology annotation, cellular component: nucleus.
AUGAGCCUCAACCACACGCUGUCGACGGUCGGCGGCUACAGCUACUUCGAGGACUGGGCCGACGAGAUGACGGGCCUGCUGCGCGAGCUCGCCGCCAUCGUGACCGACGGGCCCGCCGCCCACGGCCUGCUUCUCCAGCGCUGGAACGACGCGGCCGUCGAGGGAGGGCUCAUCUACUACCUACGCCUGCUCGCCGCCACCUACCUCAAGGCCAACGCGUCUACGUACGACCCCUUCGUGCCCGACGGCCAGGGCGUCCAGGCCUACUGCAGCCAGUCGGUGGAGCUCGUCAACCGCGAGAUCGAGCACCUCGGCAUCGUGGCCCUCGCCAACAUCCUCCUGAAGCCGGCCGGCAUCGCCCUCGAGAUCGCCUACCUCGACCGCAGCCCCGGCGGCCGCGUCAACAACCACCGCUUCGCCGACGAGGGCGAGCAGGUCAUCUACCUGCUCUACCGCCCGGACCACUACGACAUCCUCUACCGCGCCCCCGCCGCCCGGCCCGUGGCGAUGCAGGUCAGGAGCCUCUCGCACGACGUGCGCAUCGCGCCCAGCAGCGCCAGCCUCGCCGCCUACUCGUCCCUCGACCUCGACGUGCUCGCCAUGAUCCCCGGCUUCACGGCCGUCGUGCCACUCAUGGCAAUGCCGACGCCCGAAGGCCCCGAGGCCGAGCCCUUGGCGCCGACGGACGGCGCGAGCCCGUGGCCGCCGACGUUCCUCGACGGCCCGCCGACACCGGUGCCGCCGCUCGCCACCACCUCGGUCCUCGCCCGAUGCCCCCUCGAGGCGCCGGCCUGCCCGAUCCGCUUCAGCCCCGUCCAGCUCGAGUACGACGAGUCCAACGGCGGCUUCGGCGAGGCCAACUUCCAGGCGAAGACGAGCGCCUUCAAGAACAGCGUCUGGAACCGCGCCCACUACGGCAACUCGCACUUUCACCCCGAGGAGUGGACGCCCCUCGACGAAGACAAGGGGAAGAGGCGGAGGGCCAAGGACGCGUGA